UAAGCCUUUAAUUGUUUCCUCAGCAAAUGGCGGACGACGCCGGUGGUAGAGGAGGUUUUCGCGGAGGUUUCGGCGCUGGCGGCCGUGGACGCGGUCGCGGCCGUGGCAGGGGACGCGGGAGAGGUCGUGGGGCCAGGGGAGGCAAGUCCGAUGACAAGGAGUGGGUGCCAGUGACCAAGCUGGGCCGCCUAGUCAAGGACAUGAAGAUCAAGUCCCUGGAGGAGAUCUACCUGUACUCUCUCCCCAUCAAGGAGUCUGAGAUCAUUGACUUCUUCCUGGGGUCCUCACUGAAGGAUGAGGUGCUGAAGAUUAUGCCUGUCCAGAAACAGACCAGGGCUGGGCAGAGAACCAGGUUCAAGGCCUUUGUUGCCAUUGGUGACUACAACGGUCACGUGGGCCUGGGUGUGAAGUGCUCCAAGGAGGUGGCGACCGCUAUCCGUGGUGCCAUCAUCCUGGCCAAGCUUUCCAUCGUCCCUGUCCGCCGUGGUUACUGGGGCAACAAGAUCGGCAAGCCCCACACUGUUCCCUGCAAGGUGACAGGUCGCUGCGGUUCGGUCCUGGUGCGUCUGAUCCCGGCGCCCCGCGGUACCGGCAUCGUCUCGGCUCCCGUGCCCAAGAAGCUGCUGAUGAUGGCGGGAAUCGACGACUGCUACACCUCUGCUCGCGGCUGCACGGCCACGCUCGGCAACUUCGCCAAAGCCACCUUUGAUGCCAUCUCAAAGACCUACAGUUACCUGACCCCUGACCUCUGGAAGGAGACUGUGUUCACCAAGUCUCCAUACCAGGAGUUCACUGACCACCUGGCCAAGACUCACACCAGAGUGUCCAUGCAGAGGGCCCAGGCUGCAGUGCCAGCCACUUCGUAGAUUCUUUUUUCUACACAAAAGGGUUGAAUAAAACUUUGAAACUUCAA
Molecule: messenger RNA, 913 nt
Organism: Anguilla anguilla (European eel)
Lineage: Eukaryota; Metazoa; Chordata; Actinopteri; Anguilliformes; Anguillidae
Gene: rps2
Product: ribosomal protein S2
Exons: 7
Coding region: 27-866 (279 amino acids)
Biological process (GO): translation
Cellular component (GO): cytosolic small ribosomal subunit; ribosome
Molecular function (GO): structural constituent of ribosome; RNA binding
Source: RefSeq, a predicted model, not a curated record